Messenger RNA from Carlito syrichta (Philippine tarsier), 1814 nucleotides. It is a transcript of the gene MOG, whose product is annotated as myelin oligodendrocyte glycoprotein. The transcript is spliced from 8 exons. Gene Ontology annotation, biological process: regulation of cytokine production; T cell receptor signaling pathway. NCBI's taxonomy places the organism in Eukaryota, Metazoa, Chordata, Mammalia, Primates, Tarsiidae. The record is from RefSeq and is a predicted model, not a curated record. The coding region runs from base 229 to 969 and encodes 246 amino acids. Gene Ontology annotation, molecular function: signaling receptor binding. Gene Ontology annotation, cellular component: external side of plasma membrane.
GUCAUCCCCUUGGUCUGUAGCCCUUUUGUGUAAGUGGCUGGCGAGGGUGACGUGGGACUGUUCCUAUGGGCACAGCUGCAGCACCGGCCAGGGUGGAGGCAGAACCCAGGCAGCCCUGCCCUCCCAGUUCCUCCCUCGGACCUUUCAGUGGUAAGGGGACAUGCACCCCAAGGGCCUCUGCUUGGCCUGACCCUGCUGUGGGGGCUCUCUGUCCCCAGGAACAGUGAGAUGGCAAGCUUAGCAAUCCUCUCUCUGCCCAGCUGCCUUCCCUCCCUCCUCUUCCUCCUCCUCCAGCUGUCUUCCGGCUAUGCAGGACAGUUCAGAGUGAUAGGACCAAGACACCCAAUCCGGGCUCUGGUGGGAGAUGAAGUGGAAUUGCCGUGUCGCAUAUCUCCUGGGAAGAAUGCUACAGGCAUGGAGGUGGGGUGGUACCGCCCCCCCUUCUCUAGAGUGGUUCAUCUUUACCGAAAUGGCAAGGAUCAAGAUGGAGAGCAGGCACCUGAAUAUCGGGGCCGGACGGAGCUAUUGAAAGAGACUAUAGGUGAGGGAAAGGUAACCCUCAGGAUCCGGAAUGUAAGGUUCUCAGAUGAGGGAGGUUUCACCUGCUUCUUCCGAGAUCAUUCUUACCAAGAAGAGGCAGCAAUGGAAUUGAAAGUGGAAGAUCCCUUCUACUGGGUCAGCCCUGGCGUGCUGAUUGUCAUCGCUGUGCUACCUGUGCUCCUCCUGCAGAUCGCUGUGGGCCUCCUCUUCCUCUGCCUGCAGCACAGACUAAGAGGAAAACUCCGUGCAGAGAUAGAGAAUCUCCACCGGACUUUUGAUCCCCACUUUCUGAGAGUGCCCUGCUGGAAGAUAACCCUGUUUGUAAUCGUGCCAGUCCUUGGACCCCUGGUUGCCUUGAUCAUCUGCUACAACUGGCUUCAUCGAAGACUAGCAGGGCAAUUCCUUGAAGAGCUAAGAAACCCCUUCUGAAUGAUGUCACAUCUUGACGGUGGUGGAGAACUUGUUUGGCCUAGGAAUCGAUCCCUGGAGAACAUCUCAUCCAUUAAGUUGCACAUUCACUGGCAUCUUUGCUAUGAGGACAUUCCAAUCUGCCCUUCCAGGAACAUUCUGAAUUCCAAAUAGAAUUGAUUACUCUCCUGUCAUCCACCUUUUAUCUACCUUUCCCCCCUUUUUACUACUCACAUCAUUCUACUCCUCUCCGGUCUUCCACCUGAAAGCCCUCUCUGGCUAGGGACAGCCAGGUGCUCCUCUCCAUCAGCUAACACAGAUAGGAGCGCCUCCACCACCACAUGAGAAUAACCUCCUCACUGAAAAUUACAGCAUGCCAACUAUGCAAAUGGUGGCUGUUUCUUCCAAGACCUUUGCCCUGAUGGGGGCAAAGCUAAGAGUCGAGUAGAAGAGAGUGGAGAGGUAGAAUCCAAAACAUCAAACAGAGAGCUGAGUGAGCCACAGUGUGAGGAUAUGGGUAUACCUAACCAAAACCUAGAGAUGGGGAGAAACCCACAGAACACUGGUGGAGCUUCAUCUUGUCUUGGCAGCCUACUGAGGGCCCAGGGCAGGAAGGGGUGAGAGCUGGGCUGCACAACUGCUUUAGAACAUUUCCCUUCUUCUUCCACAUCUUCUCUGAGUCUCUCAGACUGUUUUCCUCCUCUCGCCCUUCUUCUUCCAUCUUCAUACCUAUCAGAGUAUCCACUAUUUAUUCAACAAUUACUACUUGGUGGUCUAUCAGACACAGAGAAACAAGUUAAGUACUAAUGGAUAAUAACAUGAGUUUUCAUGUGCAUACUUCCCUUUUUUAUAUUUCUAUCAUUAUC